UCCCCGGUUUCUUCUAAUCGACGAUCGAUUUUUGCUCCAGUUCCACAAAAGAUGGCGGACCGAACGCCUGGCGGCUCUCAGAAAGCUAGCGCUAAGGCGCUGCUCGAGAGCAAACUGAAGUCCUUCAGCAUCGGCAAGAUGGCAGUGGCCAAGAGGACGCUGAGUAAGAAGGAGCAGGAUGAAUUAAAGAAGAAGAAGGAUGAGCUGCAAGCGGCGGAGAUUUACGAGGAGUUUCUUGCCGCUUUUGAAGGAGGGGAUGGCAAAGUCAAGGCCUUUGUCCGCGGUGGUAUCGCAAAUGCAACAAAAGAAGAAGCAGCUACUGAUGAGAAGAAAGGGAAGUUGUACAAGCCCAAGUCACGUUUUGACUCUCAACCAAAAAGCUUCUUGCCCUUGGAUACCCCACCUCAGUUUUUAGCAAUAGACAAAAGAACUCCUGUAAAGAAGAGUACUGAAAAGGAGAAGAAGAAGAGCAACUUGGAACUUUUCAAAGAAGAACUGAAGCAAAUACAAGAGGAACGGGACGAAAGACACAAGCUGAAGGGGCGUGUGAGCCGUUUCGAGCCUCUCGCGGGCGUUGAAGGUAGACGCUCAUCGGAUGGUUCUUCAAGAAGAAACCGUCCGUCCAGUGUUUUGGAUGACUGUGCGCCAGGUUCCCACGACGUUGGAGACCCAUCCACUACCAACUUGUAUCUUGGAAACAUCAAUCCACAGAUGAAUGAGGAGAUGCUGUGUCAAGAGUUUGGCAGAUAUGGCCCGCUGGCCAGUGUGAAGAUCAUGUGGCCGAGGACGGACGAAGAAAGGGCUCGGGAGAGGAACUGUGGCUUUGUGGCCUUCAUGAACAGGAGGGAUGCUGAGCGAGCACUCAAGAACCUCAACGGAAAGAUGAUAAUGAACUUUGAGAUGAAAUUAGGGUGGGGCAAAGGUGUGCCCAUUCCACCCCAUCCCAUUUACAUCCCUCCUUCCAUGAUGGAGCACACACUCCCACCACCUCCCUCCGGCCUUCCCUUCAACGCACAGCCACGGGAGAGGCUAAAGAACCCCAGUGCUCCCAUGCUUCCUCCACCCAAAAACAAGGAGGAGUUUGAGAAGACUCUGUCGCAAGCCAUAGUCAAAGUGGUUAUCCCAACAGAAAGGAAUUUGCUCUCUCUCAUCCACCGAAUGAUCGAGUUUGUGGUGCGUGAAGGCCCAAUGUUUGAAGCCAUGAUCAUGAACAGAGAAAUCAACAAUCCCAUGUACAGGUUUCUUUUCGAGAACCAGAGCCCGGCACACGUAUACUACAGAUGGAAGCUGUACUCCAUACUGCAGGGUGAAGCACCAGCCAAAUGGCGAACAGAUGACUUCAGGAUGUUUAAAAAUGGCUCUUUCUGGCAUCCACCUCCUCUUAAUCCAUACCUCCAUGGUCCUUACGAUGAUGGGGAUGAGGAAGAGGAUGAUGAGGACGGCAUCAGGAAAGGCUGCUUGAAAGAAGACGAGCGGGACAAACUAGAGGAGAUGCUUCGUGCUAUGUCUCCAAGGAGAGGAGACAUCUCGGAGGCCAUGCUGUUUUGUCUCAAUCGCGCUGAAGCUGCUGAAGAGAUCGUUGAGUGUAUCACCGAGUCUCUCUCCAUCCUCAAGACCCCUCUUCCCAAGAAGAUUGCAAGGUUAUAUCUUGUUUCUGAUGUGCUGUAUAACUCUUCUGCCAAAGUUGCCAAUGCCUCAUACUACAGAAAAUUUUUUGAGACAAAACUCUGCCAGAUUUUCUCAGACCUCAAUUCAACAUACAAAUCAAUACAGGGCCACCUUCAGAGCGAGAACUUUAAGCAACGAGUAAUGUCGUGUUUCCGGGCGUGGGAGGACUGGGCUGUGUAUCCCGACCCGUUCCUCAUCAAGCUGCAGAACAUCUUUCUGGGUCUAGUUAAUCUCACGGUAGAGAAGGAACCUCCUUGCGUCGUUGUGGAGGUAAGAUAUUUCACAAUAGAAUUCAACACGGCAAUACUUAAUAAAAACCAAUCCUGUCAAGUACCAAAAAAAAAUCAAAAAAAGUCUUCUUUGUCCCAGGUUGAGCCACCAGAGGACAUUGAUGGGGCUCCGAUAGGCGAGUACGUAGAUGGGAGUCCACUGGAGGAUGUGGACGGAGUGCCAAUUGACGGAGGGGCCAUUGACGGGGCACCUAUAGAUGGAGCCCCCCUGGAUGACCUGGAUGGAGUUCCUAUCAAACCCAUGGAAGAAGACAUAGAUGGAAUACCUUUCGAUCAGUGUAAAGAAGCAGCCUUCAAGGUAGCGCCUUCAAAAUGGGAAGCAGUGGACGAGUCGGAGUUAUCAUCUCAAGCUGUGACGACCUCAAAAUGGGAGGCGCUGGAGCAGCCAGAACAAACAAAGAAAAAUGAGGACGACAGUGAGGAAGACGUGCGGAGCCCUCGCUCAGACGAAAAUCCGAGCUUCUCCAAUCCCACGAGAGAUGAUUCAGAUACUAAGACCAAGAUAUCUGAAAUGAAUGAGGAGAAACGCACCAAGCUCAGAGAGAUAGAGGUUAAGGUCAUGAAGUUCCAGGAUGAGCUGGAGUUGGGGAAAAGGCCAAAGAAGUCUGGUCAGAGUAUUCAGGAGCAGGUGGAGCAUUACAGGGAGAAACUACUACAAAAGGAAAAAGAAAAGGAGAAACUUGAGCGGGAAAAAGAGCGGGAGAAGAAAGAGAAGGAGAAAGCCGAUGCUCGGUUGAAAGACUUGAAGAAGGAAAAAGAGAAGGAGGACACGCCAACCAGGAAAGAGAGACAUUCGUCUUCUGUGGUUGACAGGAAGCGGCGCCACAGUGGGUCACCCAGCCCAACACGGAGCAGUAGCAGACGGGGGCGCUCCUCCUCGCCUCGCUCGGAGCGGUCGGAAAAAUCAGAACGUUCCGACCGAUCAUUCUCUAAAGACACAACCUCCCGCUCCACCCAUAAAGAUUCCCCCCGAACCAGCAACAAAAAGUCCUCCAAGAGAUCUCCUUCAUUACCUCGCACACCCAAACGAUCCCGGCGGUCGCGCUCCAAGACGCCCAAGAAAUCAGCCAAGAAGUCCCGCUCCAAAUCCCGGUCUCCUCACAGGUCUCACAAAAAAUCAAAGAAGAGCAAACACUGACGUCUUUUAGUUUUUCUUUUUCUUUCUGGAACCCCUUCUCCUCCCCUCUCUGCGCCGUGUUGUAUAAAAGAUUGAGUGAUUUGGCAGCUGAAGAUCUCUGCCCAGAUGUUAAUGUAUAGAUAAUGAAGAGCGGAGGCUGCUGCAUGGGUUGCCAUCUGGUGUAUCAAAUGGAUGGGGGCCAUUGCUGUUUUAUAUUGUACAAAAAAAAUACUGUGCUUGUGUGUCCUGAUUCCCAUCCACCUCCCAGUGGAAUUCAUCCAUGUGGUAGACCACUCCCAUACCGAGUGUGACGACAAUAGUCUUACAAUAAUGCUGUCAUUUUCUGUUUUUGUAGUUCACAUUAAAAAGAAUUCCUAAUAAACCAGUGUCAUUUUUAA
Messenger RNA from Hippoglossus stenolepis (Pacific halibut), 3473 nucleotides. Its product is annotated as U2 snRNP-associated SURP domain containing. Bases 52 to 3096 code for a protein of 1014 amino acids. Gene Ontology annotation, cellular component: nucleus. The transcript is spliced from 25 exons. The record is from RefSeq and is a predicted model, not a curated record. Gene Ontology annotation, biological process: RNA processing. Gene Ontology annotation, molecular function: RNA binding. Lineage: Eukaryota; Metazoa; Chordata; Actinopteri; Pleuronectiformes; Pleuronectidae.